UGAAGGCAGUAUUUUGAAAUAGAAGAGAUUUCGUUUUUACUUAAAGCUCACUUUGUUGUAUUCUUUUUACGUCAUGGCGGACCGUAGCGUGGAUUUUUCCGGUAUACCAAAAGAGGUUCGAGACCAUUUGGCGGAGUUGGAAUUGGAGCUAUCGGAAGGUGACAUCACACAGAAGGGCUAUGAGAAGAAACGAGCCAAGCUGCUGGGCCCCUUCCUCCCUCAGAUCACCAGUGUGGUACUGGCUCUCCCAGACAUCCAGCAGCAGGCGUCCUCUGGCCCAUCCAGUGGUGAACCCAGCCGUGACUGUAGCCCUGCCAGUCCUGAGGCCCCUGGCCCCUCGUCUUCCUCUGGGGGGCGUAGAAACCGCAGCGGUGGGACCAGGGACGACCGUUACAGAUCAGAUAUCCACACGGAGGCAGUACAGGCAGCGUUGGCCAAACACAAGGAGGAGAAGAUGGCACUGCCCAUGCCCACCAAGCGCCGCUCAGCCUUCGUCCAGUCACCCGCAGAAGACUGCACCCCUCCAGACACAUCGUCAGCAUCUGAGGACGAGGGUUCCCUGCGUCGCCAGGCAGCUCUGAGUGCAGUGCUGGCCCAGAGCCUCCAGAGCCCAGACUACUGGAUCAACCGUUCAGUGCAGAGUUCCUCCUCCACCUCCUCCUCCACCUCCUCCACCCUGUCCCACGGAGAGAAUAAGACCCCCACUUCCGCGCUGGCCGACAUACUGGCGAGCACACGCAUAGAGAACAGUGUCCCCCCAGACGUGACAUCCUCAACCCCUGAGAGGCGUUCAAGGGUGGACCUGCCCCCCAAUGCUAUGCCCAGGGGGAUGCCCCGAGGACAGAGCCGCACCAGCAUGCUGGAUACCACCGCUGACGGUGUACCAGUAAACAGCCGUGUUUCCACUAAGAUCCAGCAGCUACUCAACACUCUGAAACGGCCCAAGAGACCUCCGCUCAGUGACUUCUUCCUGGACGACUCAGAGGAGAUCGUAGAGGUACCCCAGCCGGACCCCAACACCCCCAGGCCAGAGGGCCGUCAGAUCAUCCCAGUGAAGGGGGAGCCCCUGGGGGUGGUCAGUAACUGGCCCCCGGCCCUGCAGGCUGCCCUGGCACGUUGGGGGGCUUCACAGGCCAAGAGCCCUGCUCUCACCACCCUGGACGUUACCGGGAAACCCCUCUACACGCUGACGUACGGUAAACUGUGGAGCCGCAGUCUGAAGCUGGCCUACACUCUGUUAAACAAACUGGGCACGAAGAAUGAACCUGUCCUGAGACCUGGAGAUAGGGUGGCAUUGGUGUACCCUAACACUGACCCUGCGAUGUUCUGGGUGGCCUUCUAUGGCUGUCUCCUGGCAGAGGUCAUCCCUGUACCCAUAGAGGUGCCACUGUCUCGACAGGACGCAGGCAGUCUUCAGAUUGGCUUCCUAUUGGGCAGCUGUGGGGUGGGUCUCGCCCUGACCAGUGAGAUCUGUCUUAAAGGACUGCCCAAGACUCCCCAGGGAGAGAUCAUGCAGUUCAAAGGUUGGCCCCGUAUGAAGUGGGUUGUGACAGACACCAAGUACCUGACCAAGCCAUCUAAAGACUGGCAGCCCCACAUCCCCACCGCCAACACAGACACAGCUUAUAUCGAGUACAAGGCCAGUAAAGAGGGGACGGUGAUGGGAGUAGCCGUGUCUAAGAUAGCCUUGUUGACACACUGUCAAGCCCUGACACAGGCCUGCAACUACUGUGAAGGAGAAACGUUGGUCAAUGUCCUUGACUGUAAGAAGGACAUGGGCUUGUGGCAUGGGGUGCUAACCAGUGUCAUGAACAGGAUCCACACCAUCACUGUACCUUACGCUGUCAUGAAGGCCUGUCCCAUGUCCUGGGUGCAAAGAGUCCACAUACACAAAGCACGUGUAGCUGUGGUGAAGUGUCGUGACCUCCACUGGGCUAUGAUGGCUCACAGGGACCAGAGAGACACCAACCUGUCCUCCAUACGCAUGCUCAUAGUAGCUGAUGGAGCCAACCCCUGGUCUGUGUCGUCGUGCGACGCCUUCCUCAACGUGUUCCAGUCUCACGGGUUAAAGCCGGAGGUCAUCUGCCCCUGUGCCUCCUCUCCUGAAGCUCUCACUGUGGCUAUACGCAGGCCUGGUGCUCGGGGUACAGCCCUCCCUGCCAGGGCCAUUCUCUCCAUGGGCGGGCUGAGUCAUGGGGUCAUCAGGGUCAACACAGAGGACAAGAACUCUGCCCUCACUGUACAGGACGUAGGCCAUGUGAUGCCUGGAGCUCUGAUGUGUAUUGUGAAGCCAGACGGGCCUCCACAGCUCUGUAAGACUGACGAGAUCGGAGAGAUAGUGCUGAACUCCAGGGCUGGAGGAACCUUGUACUACGGUCUACCUGGAGUCACCAAGAACACCUUCGAGGUGAUUCCUGUGAACCAGACUGGAGCUCCGAUAGGAGACAUCCCCUUCACUAGGACUGGCCUGCUGGGCUUCGUAGGGCCGGGAAGUCUGGUGUUUGUAGUGGGGAAGAAUGAGGGGCUCCUGACGGUCAGUGGUAGACGACACAAUGCUGAUGACUUGGUGGCCACAGCCCUGGCCGUGGAGCCUGUCAAAACUGUCUACAGGGGGAGGAUCGCCGUGUUCUCAGUGACCGUGUUCUAUGAUGAGAGGAUAGUGAUUGUAGCAGAACAAAGACCAGAUGCCAGUGAAGAGGACAGCUUCCAGUGGAUGAGCAGAGUACUACAGGCUAUAGACAGUAUCCACCAGGUGGGUCUGUACUGCCUAGCCCUGGUCCCAGCCAACACGUUACCCAAGACACCACUGGGAGGGAUCCACAUCUCUGAGACCAAACAGAACUUCCUAGAGGGGAACCUGCACCCCUGUAACAUCCUCCUCUGUCCACACACCUGUGUUACCAACCUGCCCAAACCACGGCAGAAACAACCAGUUGGAGUGGGCCCGGCCUCCAUCAUGGUUGGUAACCUGGUAGCAGGAAACAGGAUGUCCCAGGCUGCAGGCAGAGAGCUGGGCGUGGUGGAGGAAGAGGGUCUGGUCAGGAAGCACCAGUUCCUGUCUGAAGCGCUACAGUGGAGAGCCCAGAGUGACCCUGACCACGUCCUGUAUGUGCUGCUCAACGCUAAGGGGGCAGCAGUGUGCACAGCCACGUGUGUUCAGCUGCACAAGAGAGCAGAGAAGAUAACCUCAGCCCUGAUGGAGAGAGGAGGCCUCAACACUGGGGACAACGUAGUGCUGCUAUACCCCCCUGGCAUUGAUCUGAUAGCUGCCUUCUAUGGCUGUCUGUAUGCUGGGUUGAUCCCUGUAACAGUGCGGCCCCCUCACCCCCAGAACCUGGCUGCUACCCUGCCCACCGUCCGCAUGAUCAUCGACGUGAGUAAAGCUGCCUGUAUCCUAACCACCCAGCCCCUUAUGAGGAUCCUCCGGUCCAGAGAGGCUGCUGCCAGUGUCAACGUCAAGACCUGGCCCACUAUCAUAGACACAGAUGACCUCCCCAGGAGGCGGCCCCCCCAGCUCUACAAGCCCCCCACAGCAGAGAUGCUGGCCUACCUGGACUUCAGUGUGUCCACCACAGGAAUGCUGACCGGGGUCAAGAUGUCCCACUCGGCGGUCAGUACUCUGUGUCGCUCCAUCAAGCUACAGUGUGAGCUCUACUCCUCACGCCAAAUAGCCAUCUGUCUGGACCCCUACUGCGGUCUGGGCUUUGUACAGUGGUGCCUCUCCAGUGUGUACUCGGGUCACCAGUCCAUUCUGAUCCCUCCUAUGGAGUUGGAGCUGUCCUUACCUCUGUGGCUGAGCACCCUGAGCCAGUACAAGAUCAGAGACACCUUCUGUUCCUACUCUGUCAUGGAGCUCUGCACCAAGGGCCUGGGCACACAGACUGACUCUCUCAAGGCGCGGGGUGUGAACCUGUCGUGUGUGAGGAGCUGUGUGGUGAUAGCAGAGGAGCGUCCCCGGCUGGCACUGACCCAGUCCUUCUCCAAGCUGUUUAAAGACCUGGGCCUCUCCCCCCGUGCUGUCAGCACAGCGUUUGGAUCCAGGGUCAACCUAGCCAUCUGCUUGCAGGGUACAGCUGGACCCGACCCCUCCACCGUCUAUGUAGACAUGAAGUCCCUCCGCCAUGACAGGGUGAGGUUAGUGGAGCGAGGAGCCCCACAGAGUCUUCCCCUCAUGGAGUCAGGCACUAUUCUUCCAGGGGUGAAGGUGAUCAUCGUGAACCCAGAGACCAGGGGUCCGUUGGGGGACUCGCAUCUAGGAGAGAUCUGGGUUCAGAGUCCCCACAGUUCCAGUGGCUACUACACCAUCUAUGGAGAGGAGAGCUUGCAGGCGGACCACUUCAACACGAGGCUGAGCUUCGGGGAGCCCCACACCCUGUGGGCCAGGACGGGAUACCUGGGCUUUGUCAAGAGGACAGAGCUACUGGGGUCCACCGGAGAUCGUCAUGACGCUCUGUUUGUGGUGGGCCAGCUGGAUGAGACGUUGGAGCUCAGGGGGCUUCGCUACCACCCCAUCGACAUAGAGACCUCUGUGUCCCGGGCACACCGCAGCAUCGCUGAGAGUGCUGUGUUCACGUGGACCAACCUCCUGGUAGUAGUAGCAGAGCUGGCCGGGUCGGAGCAGGAGGCCCUGGACUUGGUGCCUCUGGUGACCAACGUGGUUCUGGAGGAGCACCACCUGAUUGUGGGUGUGGUGGUUGUUGUUGACCCGGGGGUCAUCCCCAUCAACUCACGGGGAGAGAAGCAGAGGAUGCACCUCCGGGACUCGUUCCUGGCCGACCAGCUGGACCCCAUCUACGUGGCCUAUAACAUGUGAGGAGGGCCCAGGCCCCAUUCACACUGGGGUGGAGGCUGGCUAUGGGGGUCCACUGGAGUGGAGGCUGGCUAUGGGGGUCCACUGGAGUGGAGGCUGGCUAUGGGGGUCCACUGGGGUGGAGGCUGGCUAUGGGGGUCCACUGGGGUGGAGGCUGGCUAUGGGGGUCCACUGGAGUGGAGGCUGGCUAUGGGUGUCCACUGGGGUGGAGGCUGGCUAUCGGUGUCCACUGGGGUAGAGGCUAAAGUAUAGAGGCUCUGGGAGGGAGGCGCGGGGGGUGGACUGCUUCUCCCCAGAAUGGACCUCACACUCACUCAUCUGGCAGUGGGACAGAUUGGCAGGACAGGGCAGGAGUAGCAUUGGUGGAUGGGCUUGGACUUGGUUUAGCCAUCCUGUUACAGUAAUUCCUGCCCCAGCGUUCUUUUUCUCUCGGCCAGAGUCUCCUCUCUAUGAAACAGAGACUGUUUAUUAAGGCUGUGGGUGGGAGUGAAGUUAGAGCAUGUCUGUCUGCAUGGGUUUUUGCUGCUUCUUACUGGUGCUUUUCCAACCACUCCCUGCCUCCCACUGACAGAGUAGGAAGAUGAUUGGUUUCUCCUCUUUGAUUGACACUUGGGUCCACCUAUCAAGUAGAUGUUUGCCAAUACCCUCAUCCACUGUCUCUCCCCGACUGCUCCUAACCAUGAUUUUAUCCCCAGCCAUUAUUAUUGUGAAUCUUGUUUUAUAGAAGAAAAUACAGAGGUGUGUUUCUCAUCUCGAUCCAUUCCCUGGUUCAGCCUGUACCCUGCUCUCUCCUGAGUGGUCCACAAUCCGUCAUGUUGGUCAGGAUAGGACUGUGGAGUCAACGUGACGAGCUGGAAGCUUCCCCCAUGCACUUUAACCUUUCCUUGUCCUUCCAUAAUCUCUCCUAGCCUAGUCCCAGAUCUGUUUCUGCAGAUCAACUCCUCAUGAGACAAUGACCAAAGGAGUUGGAAAGACCUGGGACCAUGCGUAUUGUACGUCCCAAAUGGCAACCUAUUCCCUAUAUAGUGUACUACCCUAUGGGCCUUGGUCAAAAGUAGUCCACUAAAUAGGGAAUAGGGUGCUAUUUGAGACGCAGUCUAUAUGUCCCCUGGAUUGUCGAUGGGAGACUCUGACCUCUACUCACUUCCAUUUUUCAUCAAGAAAUGCAGAAGAACUAAACAAUAUCACAAACAAUACAAUAGCAGCAGUAAGUACAGCCCACUGAGUCAGACAAACACCUGCACCUCAGUAGCUGUACUUACUGCAGAGCUGGAAUUGACCGGUCAUCUUACGUGUCUGUCCCAUAGACCUCGUUUUCUUUUUUUUACACUUUACUGCUAUGUUAAAAGCUUUUAGACGUGCUAGAAGAAUUCACUUUUAAAACACACUUGUCAUUGGUAUGGAAUGAAACAGAUAAACAUACCAGCAGCAAACUCGCACAACAAAACAGACCGUGUUUAUUUUUGGGGGACAAUAUUUGAAGGUCUUGAUGUAUGAGCAGGAAUCGUUCCAUGAGAGUUCUCUCAUCGAUCAUGUAAAUAAAAGGGACUUCUGUUUUAUGGGGUCAGGGUUAUAUGUAUGUCUGUACAUACGACUAAACUGCUGUACAUAUUUAUCUUUACACAACUCUAUUUAUCGUCAAUAUUUAAAUAUCUAGCAAGCACAAAAUACUGGUAAUAUGGAACAAUAAACUUCUGAUUAACUUGCUGGCUGACCUGAUAUCAUGGAGGCUCCUCUGCUGAAUCACUAUCUUAGCUUGAAUAAGUAUCAGUCAGUCAGCUGCUGGCCUCUCACAGGCUUUCAGAUGGCAAAGCUUUGGGGUCCGUGGCUAGUCAAUUGCUAGGCUUGUUUGUUGAUUCUGGAGUGCCCAUUGAGUCACCAAGGUGCAUCUAUAUUUCUGACUAACUUCACAUGAGGCUACAUCUGGGAUGUCGGAAGACUGCUGUGCCUUUAAAUGUGGAAGACACAUUUCAGUUGUACAACUGACUAGGUAUCCCCUUUCCCUUUGUUUUGUGCCAUCAUGAAACGUGACAUCUUCAUAAAUCAAGGACUUGGUGAAUUACCAAACCGUUGGCAGUGGGUAUAAGAUGAGGACAAAUUCUUGCCUUAUAAAACCUGUGGAACUUGUAAUACUUUUACUGUUAUUAUUUGUCAAAGGUUUUAAUUUCAUUAUUCUGAUUGUAUUAUGACUAGAAAAGGGAUUGUGAAGGGUAAGAUGUUGACCGUAUAGGGUAUAUUUUAGAGGUCAUCAACUGUAUAACUGGUGUUACUGUGUACAUUGAAAUUAUGAACUUAUUCUUUGUUCAUAAAACUUGACUGAUCUUUCAUACUUGACAGCAAAUUUCUGCAUCACAGACUUAAACGUAGGCUAAGUAACACAUUUCAAAAUUAAAGGAAGCAUAUCAUAUGGUUUGGCAGGUGGUAACAAUUUGCACUUUUCCAUAUCAUUAUUGCUGGCGUGUGUGAUCGUAUGGUUUAAAUGGUGACAUCGUUUGCCUUUCCUUGUGGAAAAAAAGUUUAAUUUCCCUUUUUAAUUAAAUGAACAUCAAAAUAUUGAACAAUAUUUUUGUUCCAAAAUGCCAGUUUCUUUUUUGUUGAUUGGCUUAUUUUAUGUCAUUCACUGUAAUGUAAUGUUUAGGGGUUGACUCUAGCAGGACAUCCCAAGGAUCCAGCCUAGCAUCAAACUAUUUUUAUUCCAUCCAUCCAAAUUAUUUAAAUGAUUGUAAUGUUUUUCAUGCAAGAUUUCAACUACCCUACACAACGCUGUGGCAAAACAAAAGCCUUGUUUGAUUUAGGAAGUUGUUAAAACUACUUGAAUGACAAACAUUGUAACUUAAGUCCAUCUUUAGAGUAAAGUUACAUUUAAUGAUUCAUUUAAAAAAAAAAUGGGACUAUUCUGUGGUAUUUGGCUUUCUUGCCAAGCUGCUACUGUAUCAUUCCACCUUUGCAUGUUUAAAUCAUCAUCUUAUCUUAUAGUGGUGUGACCAUAGAACUAGAAGGAAUUUACCACUCAAUCUCCAUGGUGUGAGCGGUUCCAAGCCCGUUCUACUCAAUCUAAUUCUAUGGGUGUGACAACAUGUUGUCCUGCCAUACAUUCAUUAGACACAUUGGUGCUAUCCAAAACUGGAAAUAAGGGGAACGUUUUUCAAGAUUCUAUCCAUGGAAAAACCUAGCUUGAGUUCCAGCCUGUUUGAACUAUUGUGCCAGCUCCAAUUGGCAAAAGCACAAACCGGUAUAGGACCAGGCUAGGACAAAUGAUCAGGAUUGCCAAUAUUUCCAUAUAUUUUGUAAUAAACACUGUGCCAAUUGCAGUAAAACUGAAAACAAUAAAGGAUGUUAAGCUUUUAGUCUUGUAAGCACAAUGUACUGUACUUGUGUAGUGAUAAAACAAUAUAUUUCGGAUGAUUAAUGUUAUUUGUAAACAUCAAGGGCCCAAAAUAUAUAUACCUCAAGGCUGCUCACUAUGCAUAAAUGCUGUACAAGAUCUUCUCAAUAUUGUCAGUGAUGCAAUGAGUUCCAACUCAGAGGCAAACGUGUCCUAUUUGACCAACGUUCUGUCAUGUUGUCAAUGGGGAUCAUUUGUUUUCUAUUUGGUUUAGCAAAAUGAAACAAUAAAAAUCUGCUUUUGUCA
Molecule: messenger RNA, 8441 nt
Organism: Oncorhynchus kisutch (coho salmon)
Lineage: Eukaryota; Metazoa; Chordata; Actinopteri; Salmoniformes; Salmonidae
Product: disco-interacting protein 2 homolog B-A
Exons: 37
Coding region: 74-4813 (1579 amino acids)
Source: RefSeq, a predicted model, not a curated record